AAAAUACACAUUAUUUCUUUAAUUUCAGCACCGUAACAUAAUAUAAUAUUAAAUCUGAUAUAAAUCUAGUAUUUCUACAAGUUUGAAGUCAUUACGUAACAUAUUAAACGUUAUCUGUCAGAAAACGCGUUUGUUGUUUUUUAACCACGGAAAUACAGCUCUGUAAUGGCGGGCGCUCGUCGAAGUGAUUUCUUUCGGUUUUAAUUUUUGGACUAUGUUUCUUUGAUAUUAACAAUCAUGAGGCAGUUAGAUUUGUGCCGGUGUUGCCUCGCAGUGGGUUGUGACAAAGAUAUUUCUGAGGAAUACGAAGAGGAUGGACGCAAGGAAGUCUAUUCCGAUAUGUUGCUUGAUACGUUCAAUAUUUUUAUAUCAUAUGAAGAUGUGGGCGGCAAGUGUCAGAUCUGCGAGGACUGUAUAUUACGGCUGCGAGAGGCGGCCUCCUUCAAGGCUCAAGUCAUAGAAGCGGGGAAGGCUAUCACGCAGAAACUGAAGAACACAAGGAUGGAGUCAGACGGUGAUGAAGAGAUGACAGCAGAGGGAAACAUAAAGAUGGAGGUGAGCGAGGACGUGGAGCUCUCCUACGAGGACUUCGACUUCACGCAGUUCACUGCAGGCAAUGACGAUGACGAGAUCUAUAUAAUAAAGCUGGAGGAUGGGUCCUGCGUGGCCGGAGGCGGAGAUGAGAUCAGUGCCCUCGCUGACAACCUCCGUCAGAACGAGCUCACCAGGGGCUUGCUGGGCCCCGAGCAGUCUGUUAAGAGCCCUAAACACAAAGUUGUUCCAAAGCCGAAAAAAGAGAAGGCAAAGAAGACCCAAACAGAAGUAACGCAGCGCCACCUCGACAUGCGCGCCAACUCCCUCAAACUCGUCCGGAACUCCAACAUGUGUCUGUUCAAAGCCGGCCGGGGCAAGUUCACCUGUUUCUACUGCUUCGAGUCCUACCCCGACAUGGCACAACUCAGAGAACACUCGAAAACCCACUCUCAUACCAAGGAAUUAGUGAUCAAAAUCAAUCCGGUCUCUCAUCUAUGCUACAAAAAGGCUGAUAUAUCAUCGUUGCACUGCGCUAGGUGUCUAGAACCCUGCGAAAGCAUCGAAGCGCUUCAAGAGCAUUUGACAAUCAUUCACAAUUUCACUUUCACCGAUGAUGGACAUCUAUUAAUACCAUUUAAAUUAGAUAACGGUUACUACUGUGCUAUAUGUAAUAUAUUAUGUAAUACUUUUGCAUUUUUGAGCAUGCAUAUGAACUCUCACUUCCCUAACUACGUCUGCGAGACGUGCGGAGCUGCGUAUAUAAAUUUCAAAAACUUAGAUGUACAUAGGCGAGUUGUACAUUUGCGCAAAUGCAAGAAAUGCUUACAAGACAAAUGUACUUGUAAAGAACUCAAAUUAGGUGGCAGACACAAUUCUCGUAUGUGUUUAGAAUGUAACAUAACAUUUAAAUAUUCAUAUCUAUAUAAAGAGCAUAAUUAUCAAGUACAUGGUGCGAAACGACCUAUAGCGACAUGUAAUAUUUGUGAUAAAACGUUUCUAACCCCGAAUAACCUAAAACUACAUAUCCGUAGAAUACAUAAUGCAGAGAGGAACCAUGUAUGUAGAGUAUGUGAUAUGAGUUUCUUCACAGCGCACGGUAUGAGGAAGCAUAUAAGACGAACGCAUACUGAUGUUGAAAUAAAACCAUACUCGUGCGACUACUGCGCGUGCAAGUUCAAGAUGAAAUAUUCGUUGAGCAAGCAUUUGAAGAAUCGCCACGGACGACGGAUGGACGGGAGGCUGUUUAAUGAUGUCGGGCUGACGUUGGAGGUGAUGCAAGGACAAUAAUAUUGAUAAAUCAGGAGGGUUCACACUACUAGAUACACUUUUCUUUUUCUUCCGGCUUACUAAAAUACACUUUAAAUGUAGUUGGAAACUGUCAAAGGUAUAUAUAGAUGGCGCCAGCAUAGGUUGUCUCUAGUUUUGUUCUAUCAGAUUUGGCUUAGAGGGUCCAGGCUAUAAAGUUAAAAAAAUACAAGAAUUUGACAUUAUUUGUUGGACUGAUAGGUAAAACCUAUGCUGGCGCCGCCAUCUGUAUAAUACUUCGAUCGGCCAACCCCAGUUGUUUGAACAAGAGACUUGAUAAAUAUUGUUAAUUAUAGUAAACUGAUCGUAA
Molecule: messenger RNA, 2149 nt
Organism: Cydia splendana
Lineage: Eukaryota; Metazoa; Arthropoda; Insecta; Lepidoptera; Tortricidae
Product: zinc finger protein 652-A-like
Exons: 5
Coding region: 238-1821 (527 amino acids)
Biological process (GO): regulation of transcription by RNA polymerase II
Cellular component (GO): nucleus
Molecular function (GO): zinc ion binding; DNA-binding transcription factor activity, RNA polymerase II-specific
Source: RefSeq, a predicted model, not a curated record